Nelumbo nucifera (sacred lotus) is the source of this 1729-nucleotide messenger RNA. It is a transcript of the gene FUS6, whose product is annotated as COP9 signalosome complex subunit 1. The record is from RefSeq and is a predicted model, not a curated record. Gene Ontology annotation, cellular component: COP9 signalosome. NCBI's taxonomy places the organism in Eukaryota, Viridiplantae, Streptophyta, Magnoliopsida, Proteales, Nelumbonaceae.
AUGGAAGCCGAGGAGGAAGGUGCAGGAACGAUGAUCGAGGAUAUCUACUCCAAUGGAGGUGUCGAGAAGCGAACUAAACCGAUUAUAAGUAGCGAACAGAUGGACGUGGAGGCUUACGCAAGCCUGUACAGUGGGAGAACAAAAAUCACCAGGCUUCUGUUCAUUGCCGAUCAAUGUGGAAACCAGUCUAUGCAGUUGGAGGCGUUAAGAAUGGCGUAUGACGAGAUCAAGAAGGGUGAGAAUACUCAGCUAUUUAGAGAGGUUGUCCAGAAGAUUGAUGGAAGGUUAGGGCCCGCUUAUCGGAUGGACCAGGCAUGGGCCGACAACGUUGAUCGUCGAGCUGAGCAGAGGAAGGAGAAACUCGAGAAUGAACUCAAUUCUUAUAGGACAAAUCUAAUCAAAGAAAGCAUCAGAAUGGGAUAUAAUGAUUUUGGAGAUUUUUAUUAUGCCCAUGGUGCACUUGGUGAUGCUUUUAAAAAUUAUGUUCGCACACGUGAUUAUUGCACUACAUCUAAGCACAUAAUUCAGAUGUGUUUGAAUGCAAUUCUGGUCAGCAUCGAGAUGGGUCAGUUUACACAUGUUAACAGCUAUGUUAGUAAAGCAGAACAAACACCAGAUGCACUGGACCCUGUUACAGUUGCAAAACUGAGAUGUGCUGCAGGGUUGGCUCACUUGGAUGGUAAAAAGUACAAACUUGCUGCUCGGAAGUUCUUGGAAACAGGUCCUGAAUUGGGGAAUAAUUACACAGAAGUGAUUGCACCUCAAGAUGUUGCAACAUAUGGUGGACUUUGUGCACUUGCUAGUUUUGACAGGACAGAGUUGAAGAACAAAGUAAUAGACAAUUUGAACUUCCGGAAUUUCUUAGAGCUAGUACCUGAAGUAAGGGAGCUUAUUCACGAUUUCUAUUCCAGCCAUUAUGCAUCGUGUCUCGAGUACCUUGAGAAUCUCAAGGCGAAUCUGUUACUUGAUAUCCAUUUGUAUGACCAUGUGGAGACUCUUUAUAAUCAAAUUCGUCACAAAGCCCUCAUCCAGUAUACACACCCUUUCGUGUCUGUUGAUCUGCGAAUGAUGGCUAGUGCCUUCAAGACAAGUGUUGCAGGAUUGGAGAAAGAACUGGAAGCAUUGAUCACUGACAACCAGAUACAGGCUCGAAUUGAUUCGCACAAUAAAAUUCUGUAUGCACGACAUGCUGAUCAAAGGAAUGCUACAUUCCAACGGGUACUACAGACUGGCAGUGAGUUUGACCGAGAUGUCAGGGCGAUGCUGCUCAGAGCCAAUCUUCUCAAGCAUGAAUACAACCUUAGGGCAGCGAGGAAAAUGUAGCCUGGUGGGCUAGCUACGAUCCUAAUGUUCUGCUUAUGGUUUUGGUUUGAUGAUUGCCUCUGUAAACACUGCCCUGGUAUAUUUGUUAUGGAGAUUUGGGUCGUUAAGUUUGGGUAACCCCAGGGAAAUUGUCUAUAUACUGGCAGUGGCGCGCCAUGCAUUGCUCAAGAAGCCGGAUGUCGUGUUUAUAUAUAUAUGAUGACUCUUCACUGUGACCAAUGGUUUUGGUCGUCUUUGUAUUGUAUUUACUAUCUGCUCCGGUGCAUUGCCCAUGCAUGCGCUUUGUCUAAGCAUUAUCAUCAUGUUAGUUAACAGAAGGCAAAUUUAGGACUGGAAUUGUUGAGGUCCACUCCACACUUUUGCUCAUUUGGGUUUUAAGAACUGUCAUUUGUUUCAUGUUUCUUUA